ACUGCUGAAGUUAGUGUUAAUGUGGAGGGGAUGAUCUCAAAGAUCAUGAGAAAAUAUCUGCUUGCUUGCGUGCUCGGAUGGUACCGGGUCCAAGCUUGACGUGUGAUGCUGGAUUGGGGAACAACAAUUAUAGAUAUUAUGAAAACAGGAGGUGAACAUAUUAUUCAGUACGGUUAAUGUACUAUAAAUAACUUAUCCACAUAAUUUAUCAGAAGUUAACGGACUACUGCUAGCAAGCUAGAUGGCGAGGGGUUUGCUGCGGUUGCUCUCGUCUCGGGAGAAAGUGGUGGCUCUGGUCGGCCGGCGGGGGCAGGCUCCCAGGCGACAGUUCACCUCCUCGAGGACCUGCCUGGAGAAGCAGGCGAGCGUCGCAGAGCCGGGGCCUACCGCCAGGGGCACCCCCUACAGCCGGCUCGUGGUGGGAGUCCCCAAGGAAGUCUGGCAGAACGAGAGAAGGGUCGCUCUGAGUCCGUCUGCGACGUCCGUCCUCGUGAAGAAGGGUUUCAACGUGCAGGUGGAGAGUGGAGCGGGCCACUUUGCCUCUUUCAGAGAUGAGGACUACGCAAACGCUGGGGCCAAAGUGGUUGGCAAUGCUUAUAAUUCAGACAUAGUUCUGAAGGUGCGUCAGCCAUUGGUGAAGGAGACUGAGGCGUUUCGGGACUCAGGAACCCUCAUCUCGUUCCUGUACCCAGGCUUGGAAGAAAACAAACCUAUUAUUGACGUGCUGGCAGCGAAGAAGAUGACUGCUUUUGGAAUGGACUGCAUCCCACGCAUAUCCAGGGCACAAGUGUUUGACGCACUUAGCUCAAUGGCAAACGUGGCAGGCUACAGGGCGGUAAUUGAGGCAGCCAACCAUUUUGGGAGAUUCUUUGGAGGGCAGAUCACCGCGGCGGGCAAGGUGCCGCCCGCCAAGGUGCUGGUGAUCGGCGGCGGAGUGGCGGGCCUGGCGGCCAUGGCCCAAGCCAAGCACAUGGGCGCGAUAGUGCGCGGGUUCGACACCCGCGCCAGCGUCCGCGAGCAGGUGGAGUCCCUGGGAGCAGAGUUCCUCGAGGCCUCCAUCCAGGAGGAAGGAGAGGGCACCGGAGGCUACGGCAAGCAGAUGUCCAAGGAGUUCAUAGAAGCUGAGCACGCACUGUUCGCACAGCAAGCAAGAGACGUCGACGUCAUCAUCACGACCGCGCUCAUACCUGGCAGGAAGGCACCAGUCCUUGUGCUGAAAGAGCACGUGGAGGCGAUGAAGCCGGGCAGCGUGGUGGUGGACCUGGCCGCGGAGAUGGGCGGCAACGUGGAGACCACGCGGCCCGGCGAGGUGUACACGCACCAGGACGUGGUGCACGUGGGCCUCACGGACCUGGCCAGUCGCCUGCCGUCGCAGAGCUCCACCCUCUACGCCAACAACAUCUCCAAGUUCCUGCUGUCCAUAGGCGAGAAGAACCACUUCCACGUGAACCUGGAGGACGAAGUGGUGCGGGGCAGCAUCGUGCUGCACGAGGGCAAGCUGCUGUGGCCGCCCCCCCCUCCUCCCUCCCUGGCGGCCGCCCCCUCCGCCGCUGCCGCACCCUCCGCCGCUGCCGCACCCGGGGUCGCCCCGCCACAGCCACCCAACCAGUUCAACAAGACACUCGCCGAUGCCUUGUUGUACACCGGAGGCCUGACGGGCAUGCUGGGCCUGGGCGUGGUCUCGCCCAACGGCGCGUUCACCACCAUGAUGACCACGUUCGCUCUGUCGGGCCUCGUGGGCUACCACACGGUGUGGGGGGUCACGCCGGCGCUGCACUCCCCGCUCAUGUCCGUCACCAACGCCAUCUCGGGGAUCACCGCGGUGGGCGGCCUGCUGCUCAUGGGCGGCGACCACCUCCCGCAGACCGUGCCCCAGAUUUUAGGAGCAACUGCAGCAUUUGUAUCUUUCAUCAACAUAUUUGGAGGCUUCACUGUUACGCAGAGAAUGUUGGACAUGUUCAAGAGGCCGGGCGACCCGCCGGAGCACAACUACCUGUACGGCGUCCCCCUGGCGGUGUUCCUGGGCCUGUACGGGUACGGGGCGGUGGCCGGGAGCAGCGCGGAGCUGCACAGCAUGGCCUACCUGGUGUCGUCGCUGUGCUGCGUGGGGGCCCUGGCCGGCCUCAGCUCGCAGGCCUCUGCGCGGCUCGGCAACUGCCUCGGCAUUAUGGGAGUGAGCGGCGGGAUCGCGGCGACGCUGGGCAUGCUGAACCCCUCGAGCACCGUGCUGGCGCAGAUGGCGGCGGCCAUGGCGGUGGGGGGCACGGUGGGCACGGUGAUCGCCAAGCGCCUGGAGAUAACCGACCUGCCGCAGCUGGUGGCAGCCUUCCACAGCCUGGUGGGGCUGGCGGCCAUGCUCACCUGCAUCGCCACCUACGUGCACGAGUUCCCGCACUUCGCCACCGACCCGGCCGCCAACGUCGUGAAGACGGCCACCUUCCUGGGCACCUACAUCGGGGGAGUCACCCUCAGCGGCUCGCUGGUGGCCUACGGCAAGCUGCAGGGCGUGCUCCGCUCUGCGCCGCUCCUGCUGCCCGGCCGGCACGCCCUCAACCUGGGGCUCGGCGCCGCCAACCUGGGCGCCAUGGCCUGGUACUUCCUGGAGCCCACGCUCGCCGGCGGGGUCUCCAUGCUGCUCACCACCUCCGCCCUCUCCACCGUCAUGGGCGUCACGCUCACCGUCGCCAUCGGAGCUGCGGACAUGCCCGUCGUGAUCACGGUGCUGAACAGCUACUCGGGCUGGGCCCUGUGUGCGGAGGGCUUCAUGCUGAACAACUCCAUCAUGACCAUAGUGGGCGCCCUCAUUGGCUCAUCGGGUGCAAUUCUCUCCUACAUCAUGUGCAAGGCAAUGAACCGCUCCCUGGUGAACGUCAUCAUGGGUGGUUUCGGCACGUCGUCAACGGGCAAGGGCAAGGCCAAGGAGAUUAAGGGGGAGCACACCGAAGUGAAUGUCGACGGCUGUGUGGACAUGAUAAUGGAUGCAAAGAACAUAAUCAUCACACCUGGAUAUGGUUUGUGUGUUGCGAAAGCACAGUAUCCAAUUGCGGAAAUGGUAGCAUUAUUGAAAAAGAAAGGCAAGAAGGUUAGAUUUGCUGUCCAUCCCGUUGCAGGGCGCAUGCCGGGCCAGCUGAACGUGCUGCUGGCGGAGGCGGGCGUGCCCUACGACGACGUGCUGGAGAUGGAGGAGAUCAACCAGGACUUCCCCCACACGGACCUGGUCAUGGUGAUCGGGGCCAACGACACGGUCAACAGCGCGGCGGAGGACGACCCCAACUCCGUGAUCGCCGGCAUGCCCGUGCUGCGCGUGUGGGCCGCCGAUCAGGUGGUGGUGAUGAAGCGCUCCCUGGGGGUGGGCUACGCGGCGGUCGACAACCCCAUCUUCUACAACCCCAACACGGCCAUGCUGCUGGGCGAUGCCAAGCAGACCUGCACCGCCCUGCUGGACACCCUCAAACACAGGAUGGGUGUUAACUGAUUUAGCUGGUUGCAAACGCGUGUCCUUGUGGUGUUUUGUGCAGUGAAGUCAAGAUUGCACGAUACAUGCAACUGUCAUCUGUGCAUUACCAUGUUUUACAUGUUUUUUGUUGCUGGCAGUAACAAAACAGAUAGGUAUGUUUAUUUGAGUGAGAUGUUUAGUGCUGGCACAUCCCGGAGGAGACAUGUGUCGUUACUGAGCCAUAAGCACUGCCGUGACUCCAGCUUAGAUUCUGACAUUCAACAGAACCACUCUUUAAGAUGGUCCAGGGACAAUUUCAGUUCAGUAAAAUAGCAAGAAAUAGUCAUUUUUGUACAUUUUCAUCUCUACAUUCCCAUGCGGUAUGCAUAUUUUUUAUUAUACAGUAAAUCCCUGUUAAGAAGGUUCUCAGGUAUUUAGAAAUAUGAACUUAACAGGAACGUUUUUUUAAGGGGAAAUUGUAUGUAUUUAUUUAUAGGUUCAGUGCAAAAUAUUUCAAACUUAUUGUACAGGAACUUUUCUUUACUUGGAUUUUAUUGUGAGAGUUUUACUGUACAUAUAAGGCAGCUGUUCCCAGCAUACAGCAUAGUAAUACAUAUGAACACUUUAAUUACUUAAAUGGUUUUUGUAUUAUUGACACUAAGGGGUGCCAAGCCCAAAGGAUAAUUUUUAAUGUUACUUUUGGCAUGUUUUUAGCAUAAAGAACAUGGCUAUUGAUAAUGUUGCCAAAUAUAAUUCUACCCCAAAUGUAAGUUUACCAAGUUUAUUAAUUAUUGUUUGAAGAAAUACUUAAUAGUAAUUCUGAUAUUAAUAUAAGACAGAACUUGUCACCAUCUUUCCAGUUUGAUGUCUGUUUAGGAUUUAAAAAAAAAAAUAUAUUUUUCCUUAAUGCCGGAUUUGAUUUUAAAAAUUAGGUUUUCCAUAAUUUUCUUUGCAUACCAACACAUAAUAGAAUGUUUGACAAUCAUUGAAAUGUUUAUUGAAGACAUCAGAUCAUGAGGGAGAGCAUUUUAUACCUCAUAUAUUGUGUUCAGCUGUAAAAGUGUUUAAAUUUUAAUGUAUUAUAGCACAAAGAUGAUUUUAUUAUCUUAUUAUUGGUACUGUAAUUUAAAGGAGAGACUACUUUUUAAACAUAAAUAUAUAUUUUUUUUAAAUUUGUCUUACUAAUGACUUUAUUUUCAGACAAUCAUACUACGUACUGUAUUUAGAGUUAAUUGCCUGUGAUGCUUAUUUGCAAAAUUAUUAUGCCAAGCAUUGAAAUUCUACAAACUAGCACAAGUCUUUCUUAAAAAGGCUUCAAAUAGGUUUAGACAGAUAUGUACACAUUUGCAUAUAUUAAAAUCUGGUGUUGAAGGUUUAUUUUGUGUAAGAUUGUGCCAAAUGUGUUGAUAUUGAGUACUGUACCUACUACCUACUAACAUUGCCUAAUGUGUGUGUGAAUCAAACAUUUUUAAAGUAUUUUUUUGUUUGUUUUAUAAAAUAAUGAUUUGAAUGGCUUAGAAUGAUUAUGCAAGCAUAAGUCAUCGUGUGUUAUGCUACAUGGUUGACUUUGAUGUUAUUUUGAUUUUGGAAUAAUAUUGUAAGGACUAUUUUAAUAAGUGCUGAGUAUCGUAUUUACCCGCAUAAGGGUUGUCCCUUCGUAUGGUUUGUACCCUUAAUUUCACCGUAAGGGUCGCAGCAACAUAUAUCUGUCUUCGCUAGAGUUCCGUGGAUACAAGUAGAGUUGUACCGAUUCACAACAUUUUGCAGAUAUGCGGAUAUGCCGAUACAACUGUUGCAGAUUCACUGAUUUGUGAACAGAUACGGGAGAAAACUAAUUUUGGUUAAAAAAUUUGUUGUCAUUUUACUAAACUACCCAAAAUAACUCAUCCUAAAAAAGCAUGCAAUGCAAACACACACGUAUUUUAAUUUAUAAACAGAUCAUAACCUCUCUUACUUUUAGCUUGUUUUCAUUUGUUUGUUGAUGACUUCUUAGUUGCUUAUUGAAACAUGAAUUUACUAAUUGAGGCUAGAAAAUUUAAUAUUAUAAUACUUUAAUUAUAUAAAAUAAUUUUUAAUAGGUAACCAUGAAAUAUUUAUUUUUAUAAUAUAUUUAGUUAAAAAAAAUUUUAAAUGUGCAAAAUUGAUAGACUUUGUACAUGUUUACAAUUUAACAACUAGAAUUCCAUUAUCAUCUUAACACGUGGGGCAGUGAAAAUUUACGGUACCAAACAUUUAUACCUAAAUGCAUUUUAUGUGGUCGCUUUGCACGGGAAACAGUAAAAGUAAUUUACGUGAAGUGCUAUAUUAUUUGGUUACUAUUUUGUAUUAAUCUUAAAAACUUUACUUAAUUAAAAAAAAUCUCCGUCACAAUAUUAUGAACAUUUCUUUGCAGUUCAAGCAGUUGGUAUUUACGUUGUUUGUAGUGAUAGCCAUGCUUUAAAUAAAGCAAGUUUUUGUUCCAUCUAACUUAAAUCAUGCUGGUGAUAUAUUUAUUUACAAUGUAUUAGAUUCAAAAUGCUUCUAUAACAUAGGAUUUUUAAGUUUGAUAUGUACUGCUGGCAUACGUAGCUAAGAAAUGAUGCAAGUUCAAAGUAUGUAGAAGUACAAAAAGUGAAAAGGGUACUGAUGGAUUUUCAGGUUAUGACAAGUACUUUCAUUUUUCAAUAAUAUCAGCAGAAAAUUAACAAGCGUAUUGUGAAUCGGCAGAAAUGCUGAUUCAACUAGAUAUCAACAAAAUCUGCUUCUACCGAUGCGUAUUGGCACAGCUCUGGAUACAAGUGACUUGUUCCUUUUCUCAGCUUAUUGGCAUAUGAGAUUGACCCUUGGCUCUUCUUUGUCUGCCAGCUAUGGGAGGGUGAGAGGUAACAAACACCCCCCCUCCCCGUCCCACCAUAUUUACGACCCAUCCAGUUCCUGCACUUCCUAACAAGACAGAGGUGAACACUGCUAUUUUUCAUAACCUUGUUUUUGUAUUGUAUUUUUUAACCCAUCCCUGGAUAGGGAAGAGGUGGCAAGCUACUCCUUGUCAGUUCCGUCUAUAAGAACCAGCACACAGUUCACCACGAGGUAACAGCGGUGGCUGCAGUUUUGUCGUGGGAAAUGUCAUUCAAACACCUGAACACCGGUCAAGAUGUGGGGCCAGUUCAGAGAGGGAGGGAGGGAGAACUGCCCUCACGCACACACACACUUGCUCCCUCCCUCCCCUCCCCUCCUACUCGUGACAGGUCGGGCGGACACGGAACACGUGCAAUAACUGUGCUCCAGACUGCUCAGAUAUUUGGAUUAAACCAUUUAUACUUACUCGUGGAGUUAUAUUCAUAGAUAUUAAUGCUCAUAAUCAACCAUACAGUACAACAUUUUUUUAAACCCUAAAUUUGCAUUGGAUUUGCUGUACAUUUUUUUUAACAAAAAAUCGGCAUAAAAUAUGUUACCCAUACGCGGGUAAUUACGGUAUAUUGCAUAACUGUGAUAGUUGAGACUUCUGUGUCGUUUACAUGCAAACUGUUCUGUGUCGUUUACAUGCAAACUGUUUCAGUUUCAUUGUUUAUGUAUUAAGGUACCUACAUCUAGGUGUGUUGGUGAUUUAGAGCCAAUGAUAGUGACCAGAGCUUGCUGUGACAUCAUCAAAACAUUUGUGACAAUUGUUCCGUGUUUCAAUGUAAUAUGAGUGUGUGACAUUUGUACAGAGUUUGUUGUUGUUGUUAUAAUUAUUAUUAUUAAUUAAAGGUAGUGAUAAACAGCCAAAUCUUUACAGAAGACAAAGUCUAAAAUCAUUAAAAAUUACAUAAUUUAUAGGGGUAAGUACUUAAUUCUUGGUACAGUUUAAACAUUCUUGAUAGUUGUGGAUGUGCAUUUCUAGUCUUCCUUUUCAUUUUUGGACGAUGAAACUGUAAGCAGGAUUUGAUCAUGCAUCAUGCAUGAUAUUUGUUUUAAGUAUUUUUAAUUAGUUAAAUCAAAAUCCAUAACAUUAAAAAAAUUAAUUUUGGAAGGCAGACUUUUCUUGAGUAAAAUCAUACUAUUACAGAGCAUAUAAAUAUAACAUAGAUAUGUAGUUUAUUCUGAUAUGCAUAUUUAAUAGUACGAUACACAAAAAUGUUAUGUAGGUGGUCAUCAGUUUAUGGAGAUGAUAGAACAGCAAAUAUUUUGCCGAGAAGUUCUUUGUAAGAAACUCCUUGCCUUGUAAGCCAUUUUUGUAAAGUUUGUACCUGGUGUGUAGAAACUUAGGAAUCUUUGUGUUUUUUUUUUUUUUUUUAGCAUUUUUGUGGUAAAUAUGCAUUAGUUAUACCUUUUAGUUUUGUGAGGAUUUUUAGGGCAUAUGUAACAGAAGUUCUCAGGUGGAAUGUUUAAAAGUUCAGAUUUCCAAAUUUAAAGUAAUAUUGAACCAUUAGUCUGGAAUCAUAAUAUCACGACAGAUGCAAUGUGAGGGAUGCAACUAAAAUAAAAUAAUUUUCUAAUCAGUCAUACUUGACACACCUAUGACAUCAGUACAACAGAAUUUACAGGCGUGCUGUACUUUCCGACUUGAAAGUUUUUAUAAUUUCCGUUGUGAGCACGAAGUUACUAAAAUUAGCAUAAGAAUUUUGUUUUACAAUGAUGGUUAAACCGAUGCAUUGGUUAUAAAAUUAUUAUUUGUGUUUUUUAGGUUUUAUGUUCUAUAUUACAUAUAAUAUAAUUUAAAUUUUAUAAAAUAUUUCUCAAGCAGGUUCAUUUAAAAAAAAUCAUUUCAGUAUUUAUGUGUAGUGUGCUUAGUGUGAAUGUAUUGAAAUAAACAUUUUAUAUCUUGUAUUCUGGUUUUAUUUGUCACACAGUUCAAAACUGCGUGUUUAUAACAUUACAGUAUUUUGCUGACUCAUUGCGUCCUUUGCAUUGUGUCUGUCACAGUAUUGUGAUUCCAGCAUUAGGCUUAAAAAUGAAGCGUGCAAAAUGACAACUUUGUUUGUCAUAAUGAUGUUUCGUACAGUGUAUGAACUAAUAAAUAUUAUGUGUUAAAUAUU
Bacillus rossius redtenbacheri is the source of this 8430-nucleotide messenger RNA. RefSeq names its product NAD(P) transhydrogenase, mitochondrial-like. The transcript has 20 exons. Gene Ontology annotation, molecular function: NADP binding. Gene Ontology annotation, biological process: NADPH regeneration; proton transmembrane transport. NCBI's taxonomy places the organism in Eukaryota, Metazoa, Arthropoda, Insecta, Phasmatodea, Bacillidae. Gene Ontology annotation, cellular component: mitochondrial inner membrane. The record is from RefSeq and is a predicted model, not a curated record. Bases 242 to 3475 code for a protein of 1077 amino acids.